CUUAUUGAAUGAAUACAAUGCAAUAAAACGUCCUCGCAUACGCUGAAAAUUAUUUCUUAUUAGUUGCUGUACAAGCAACAUAAAAAUUGGAUUCAUUACCAAACAUUAAACAAAUAUAAGAGGCCCAGAGUUCUGGCGCAUAGAGGGGAAAUUCUUUUUUGUAGUUAUCAACUUUGUACGGUGUCGUUAUAUGCAACGAGUUUUGAAUAGAUUUGUACGUAGAAUACAAGGUGCAAGGAAUGUGAUGGUUUCGGAGUUUAUUCCAGAUAUUAGAGAAACCGACUCAGGUGGAAGAACCUACCAGUAAUUAAGGAAAUCGUGUUGUGUGAUAAUAUUGAAGAUUAACAUUUAUAUCAUAGCUUACUUCGAUUGUAGAACAAGAAUCUCCACACUUAAAUUUUAUGGAAGUCACUGUGACAGAUAUGUGUGAUAACAGCCACUAUAACAAGAAUACUAAUAAACUGCUUAUAGACUUUAAUGGUCCUUUGCAAACACAGCUGAAAGUUGGAAGCACUGGUCAUCUGAAACCAUUACUUCCACCUCCAAUUGGUCCAGUAGAUUCUCCAAGUGUCACAUUAACUUGCACUCAGACUGUUUUAGGUGGAGAUGAUUCUGAUGUUGACAAUAAUCCCUUUGACUUAGUUACUCAUCAGACAGAUUUGAAUGUUCGGAUGCUAAAUGAUCCAUUUGAACUUGUAUAUCAAAAAGCAUAUCACCUUCCGACUGAAGUAAAUGAAAAAAAUCCAGAUUCAAAUGUGACAAAUACAGACGAUAAAGAAGUUUCUACAACGCUGCCGACUGAGACAGUUUCAUCCUUACAAGAUAUUUGUAGCACUGCUUCUGAUAAUUUUAAAGCAAAUUCUAUUCAUUCUAAUGAUGUGGUCCAAAUACUGGAGCAUUUGAAUGAAGAUAUUGGUGAAGAUUCAUUAAUUUGUAUUGAAGAUGUCACAGAUCCAACUGGACGUAUGUUCUUAAGCCUGUCGGACACUUCUUGUGCUUCAAAACAGUCAUCAGCAACAGAAAGGAUAAAUGAAUUAAGUGAUUUAAAUUUUACCAAUUUGAUUAAUGUACACCAGCCUGUAAAGAAUAGCAGUGGAAUCUGUCACAUGAAAACUGCAGAGAAUGGACAAAAUAUUGCUCAAAAUAAUUUGUUUACACAUAUAAGAAGUUCCUGUUGUGAUGGGCAUAAUGUGUACCAGAAUUGUUUUAGUACAGGUUGUAUACAUAGAAAAACUGAAACAGAUGUAUUAUCACCAUCCCAAGAAAUUAAAUUAAAUUCCAAUUCCCACACAGAUGAGGAAUUGAAAGCUAUUGUUGCAAGUAGAAUAAAUGCUUGCAUUAAAAAUGCACUGGGGCAGACAAAGUUGUCUACAAGAGAGAAUUGGAUUUCUGGUCACAAUUCAUCCUCUCAUGUUACUGUCACUGCCCCCGUGAUGACAGUACCUGUGCCGCUCGUACAGUCUUCACGCCUGCAUUCAGAUGUUUUUUCAUUUGCAUCCCCUGAAAUAAAGAAGAGUAAUUUACCUGCAACUCUGAAUGGUGUUACAGAUGCAUCUGUUGAAGCACUGCAUACGUUACAUCAACAGGGAAAUGCAAAUUCAGUAAAUGCCAUCUUAGCAUCUAGUCUGAAGACACCUCUUGAUAAAUUAAAAUUGCUGACACAGAGAAAAAGCAGUGGCAGUACUGGUAGUGUCGAAUCAUAUGGGGAACUCAAUAAAGCCUUUUACAUGUUUAUGUCGGGCAAUUCAGAAAUGAAAACCUCUCCUGACCUGUUGUGUCAAUCAUUCUCAGAUGUUAGAGGAACUAUUUCUGGUUCUGGUUCCACAGAGAAAUGUUUUUCUCUAAAAUGUGCUAAUAAUAAUUUAGGUAUAAAUAUGAAUGUUGCACCUAAUAGUCUUGAUCCUGAAUUAUAUAGUUCCAGUUCAUGUGAACAUAAGAAUGUAACAGCUGACAGUGGAAAAAUUGGAAAAGAUAAUAUAUGUGGUGAAGAAAAACUGAGUUCAGUACAGAAUGAUAUACAAGUGAAAAACACUGAUCAAGAGAGACUUCAUCCAGCUCAAGAAAAUUCGCUGCAUGUUGACAGAAAUACUUUGGCAUGUAUUUCUUCAAACAAUGAUGAUUAUGUGGCAGGAAAUAUAUAUAUAAGAAGAUUGUCAUCUUCAUUGUGUGUGGGUUCAUGUGAUAGCAACAAGAAUGACGAGGUUGAAGGAGACGAUAAUGUGUUUAUGGAAGCGAAUACUCUGGCAUUUGUCUUCAGUAAGGCUGCAGACAGUUUCAGUGAGUUAACCUCAAGCGAUGGUGAGGAAGACAUCUCAACCUUUAAACCUCAGUGGGAGGUGUCAAAGUUGAAUUUACCAAAAUUCAAUUCAGAGGAGGAUGGUGCAGAUCAAAUAGAAAAUAGUAACCUUCCAGAUUUUGCCAAAAUAAAGACAGGGUCACCUCCAGAUGGUAUGAAGCCUAACCACAAACACGGACAUAAAAAGCCCUCAUCUCAGAAGAAAGUUGAUGUAAGCAGGAAAAGUGGAUGCAGCAGUACAUCAAGUAGAUCAUCUGAGACGUCACGCUCCUCUAAGCAGAGCUCUGGUAGCUGCUCAAGUUCCUCCACACCACCACUUUCUAACCAGAGAAUCCAAGGCCUUAGUUUGCAUAGUCGCUUCUUAUCUUCAGUAGACAAGAAGUUGAGCAAAGUUCUUCCAAAUAUUCUUCCACCACCACUGAAAGGUUUGGUUAAUGAGACAGAAAGGAAUAUGCGAUUGAAAGCAAAGCGAAAGCAGGAAACUGGAAAAAGAGGUCCGAUGAAGGCGGUCGUUCCAGUUGACAGUAUGACACGAGCUGGUGGUCCUGAAAAGAAAGGAGAGCAAGCAGAAGCUCGUGUGCUUAAAGCUAAUUCUGGUGUCACUAGCACACCAAAAUCUCUGAUCAGGUCAUCAAGAUCAUCACUUAAUCAUGAGACAGAAACCACAAAUACUCCAGUUCUGCCUGCCAGAUCAUGUCAGAAAAAGGCCGCGAAUCCUUCUGCGCUGUCUAUGAUUGAGUCAAGGACAGUUGCUGUCAAGAAAGAUGGUUCUGGGGUUAACAGAUCAUUUACAGCAUUGUCCUCGACAUCAUGUGUUCCAGUUCUGAGGCGUGCCAAUUCUCUUACCAGUGGAAUUCCUUCCCUUGCAUCACCUUCUGUCUUUCUAAACCAGCCGUCGUCUUACGAUAAUAACAGUGUUCCUGUUAGUUCUAAAGAAAAUCCAAAGCCUGUCUUGGAUGUACAGCCAACAACUCCAGUUCGUAGGCAGUCAUGUCAGAUACCAACUCUUGGCUCUCAUCAGAAAAGCAAAUCAUCGAGUACCAUUCCACAAUUUAAUCUAUCAGGCUUGGCGGUAACAUCCACUCCAGCAAGAAAUGACAGAUAUACGUCUCCAAAUCACAGUACUUUAGAAUGUUUACCAUCUCCUAUCUCUGUUAGGGAUAAUAGAGAGAGUUCUUCAUUGCAAACUGGAAUAUCUGAGAGUGUUAAAACUGUUGAUGUGCCUAGAAAUACAUCUGCAGAUGGCUCCCAUCAAAAGAAGAAAACCAUAUCUAUUUAUAAAAAUCACGGAAGGUCCAAAUCUGCAUCUAAUAUACAACCCCCAAGAGACAAACGAAAGUCAUUGACAGAAAAUCACUCAGAUAGAUCUAAAAUUCACGUAUCUUCAGAUAACUCUGCGACAUUUGAUAAUGAUGUCAAGAAAGACCGUUCAAAAUCACCUGGUUUCCGAAUGGGCUUAUCAAAACCUCUGGUGAUGAAAAAUCUCAACAACCAUUAUGUUGCAAGCAAAGAUAAUCAGAAGAAGGAAUUAUCGCAUGCUUCUGGAAAUGAUCAAAGGAAGGCAAAGACACUGUUACAGAUUUUUUCUAAACUGAAGAGAAGUGCUGCUAUGCCAAUAGACAAGGAGAAUGUAAAUCCAUCAUGCGAAAUCCACCUCUGAAGAUGUGUUAGUGAGUGUGGUUAAUAAUAUGGUAGUAUAAAAUGAUUUAUUCUGUCAGUAGCUUACUUACAUAAAAUGAUACCAUUUAGCAAUAAAUCGUAGUCCAGUUGUAAUAUUUUUAUAAAAAGAAACUGUGUGAAAGUUUGAGACCCAUCUAAAAGUAUCAACAUUUUAAUGCUCAGAAUUUUUAAAUGUAACUUGCACUUAUUUAUGUAUAUCUUGAGUAUGGUGAGUGCAUUCCCAGCCAUAAAAAUUGAUACUUUUUUUUUUUGGGUAUUUGCAAAAAAUGUUGACACACUGAAACUCUUCACAUGCAGAAGUAACAAUGACUGUUAUUCCAUUAAUUUCAUAGUAUUCUUGGUCUGUUGUAUUUUUGUACCAAUAAUAACCAUAUCUAUGAUGUUUUCCUUUGAUUCAGAAAGUACUUUGUGGGUUCUUUAGUUUAUAAAUUUCACAUAAUAUAGAGGAUGUUUUCAAACAUGUGAAUAACAAUCACACAGUCCUGAUAAAUAUAUCUGAAACCUGAUAACAUAAGUUGUUCAAAACUCAGAAAUACAAUUUAUUUCCCUUAGUUGUGUAUUAAAAAUUUAAAAAUUGUUCAAUAUAUGAAGAGUGACUGAAAAUAAAAUGGCGUGAUCAGCUCAUAACAUCUGGGUGGAUCAGUAUAUGUUAGUCUAUAUAACUCUUAAAAUGUCUAGUUAUUCAUGUCAGUAUUUAUAAUAUUAAUUAUGGCAGCAUUAACACUUGAAAUAAAAUAUGCUAAUUGAUUUCAAGUUUUAUAGGAAAUAAAAUAAUAGAAUUCUGUUCAUUUUA
This is a messenger RNA of Zootermopsis nevadensis, 4769 nucleotides long. RefSeq lists its product as uncharacterized. Lineage: Eukaryota; Metazoa; Arthropoda; Insecta; Blattodea; Termopsidae. The record is from RefSeq and is a predicted model, not a curated record.